Oncorhynchus tshawytscha (Chinook salmon) is the source of this 1348-nucleotide messenger RNA. It is a transcript of the gene foxj2, whose product is annotated as forkhead box J2. Lineage: Eukaryota; Metazoa; Chordata; Actinopteri; Salmoniformes; Salmonidae. The transcript has 4 exons. Bases 368 to 1120 code for a protein of 250 amino acids. Gene Ontology annotation, molecular function: RNA polymerase II cis-regulatory region sequence-specific DNA binding; DNA-binding transcription factor activity, RNA polymerase II-specific. Gene Ontology annotation, biological process: regulation of transcription by RNA polymerase II. The record is from RefSeq and is a predicted model, not a curated record. Gene Ontology annotation, cellular component: nucleus.
GGAUGACCUCAUUCAGGAGCAGACUGAAAGGGAGGGGAAGAAAGAGGGAGAGAAAAAGGAAGCAGUCUGCUAUACAUUUUUUUUCUCCACACACAAACUUUCAAAAAGAGAAAAGACUAUAAGAAAGCCGGUGAGGAUCAACCGAUUGGGAAUGAGAGCGAGAGAUAAAGAAAUAGGGAGGAAUAACACUAACCUGACACUGAGUAUACUGCACAACUGAUGAGAACAUCAAAUAGUACGUGUUUGAGGCCUUGGGGCCUUCAUUGACCAAGGAGGGAGAGCAGGUGGGCACUUCUGGUCCUGGAGGGUUGCAGUGUGUGCAGGCUUUUAUUCCAACCCUCAGAGCCCUGACAGAGAGAGAGAGAGCAUGUCUUCUAACUUGGACUCCAGUCUAACCAGCAUAGACUGGCUCCCCCAGCUGGGAAUCAGCUCACUGCGAUCAGGAAGAGAGAGAGGAGGAGAAGAGGGGGAGAGAAAGAAAGAGAGAGGGAGGGAGAGAAGUGAUCUUCCUCCAUCCAUCCCUGUCCCCUUUCCUUCCUCUGGAUCCAAAGCCAAGCCACCUCACAGCUAUGCCACCCUCAUCGCCAUGGCGAUUGGUGCCGCCCCCAGCAGGAAGUUGAGUUUGAAUGACAUCUACAUGUGGAUCAGUGACAUGUUCCCCUACUACAGCAGAUCUGCCAGGGGAUGGAAGAACUCCAUCCGCCAUAACCUGUCCCUCAAUAAAUGCUUCCGGAAGGUUCCUCGACCCCAAAGUGACCCUGGGAAGGGUUCCUAUUGGAUGAUGGACGGCUCCUCAGAGCCCAAUCCGCUGAGAGGAACCAAGCGUCCGUAUCCAUCUGAAGAGGAGGAGGGGUCCAUCCAGGUCCCCAAUGUCUCAGUGAUGCAGGCAGAGAAACAGCAUUCACCCCAGACAGACCAUUAUAGGCCUUUAGCAUCUCCACAGACAGACCAUUAUAGGCCUUUAGCAUCGCCACAGACAGACCAUUAUAGGCCUUUAGCAUCUCCACAGACAGACCAUUAUAGGCCUUUAGCAUCUCCACAGACAGACCAUUAUAGGUCUUUAGCAUCUCCACAGGAACCCAGUCAACAACUAUCCCCCCCACCAUGCAAGGUAGAGUAAGUUCAGUCCCAACAAAUAGAUACAGAUCAUGGGUUUUACAACCAAAUAAUAAGCUGUUGUUGUCUAUCACCUUGGUUCCACAGCAACGGCCACCCUAUAUGCAGUCCCCUGUCUCCUCUCUCCCUGUCCCCCAUGAGACUGUCUCCCCAUCUACUGCCUCUGCCACUCUCCCUUCUCUUUCUAUCCCUCAUUCUCUCCCCUCUCUUUCUGUUCCUCAUUCUCUCCCCU